Molecule: messenger RNA, 528 nt
Organism: Cyclocybe aegerita
Lineage: Eukaryota; Fungi; Basidiomycota; Agaricomycetes; Agaricales; Hemipholiotaceae
Source: the annotation of a GenBank genome assembly
AUGCCCACUGCGUCCUACACCCUCCUCCAGUUCGGCGACGAUCCCCUCAGACACCGCCUCGUCGACAGCGACGGCCGCGAUGCCUUCACAAUACAAGAGGUAGCCCAAAAUCCCAACCCAGUCGUGCGGCUCACCCGCGAGGCAGCCUGGUCGCAGCAGCACCCAGACAUCAUGGGCCCCGACAAUUCGUUCUUCUACCUCGGACCAGAGUCCACCGCAGGCUACAUCGUCUACGGCAAUAAUCGCACCAACAUCCCCAUGAGCUUCUUCCUAAGGCCGGGAAAACAAAAAGGCAGCCUGUCGCGAUACUUCAGGUGUCAGAACGGGAGGGACUACAAAUGGAGGAUCGGCUCGCAUCGCAUGGAGUGCUUGGACUCCGGCCGGACCACACUCGCGACGUGGGAGGUCAGCGCGCCAGACCAAGAAUACUACGCGCGCCUCGUAAUCAACAAGAACGCCAUGUCCCUCGUCACCGAGAUCGUGACAACACUCGUUCUAAACCGCAUGGCGCUAGCGCUGGGCUGGUAG